AGGGUGGGAGGCGGGUGAGUAUCUUGGCGUCUCGGAGGGGAUGGUGUGAGGUGGCUGGGAGAAACCAGUCGCUGGACUUAGAUAAAAUGGGCCUGGAACUCGAAAGGAACCAGCACAGACCUCUGGAAGCUCAGCGAAGAAGAUGAAGGCGGUUUUAGCAGUCUUGGUUAUCGUGGCAUCAGCCUACUCCCAAAGAUACACUAGACCUUAUGGUUACGGUCAAGGUGGGGUAGGCAACGUCGGGGGCGGUUUUGGCAGUGGAGGUCCUAUAAUUUUCCCCGACGGCAACGUAGUAGUGCGUCCUGUGAGACCUGGUAGUUUCGGAACACCCGGUGGAGUCGCAGGUGGUUUUGGGAGACCCGUAGGAGCCGGUGGUGGUUUUGGAACACCCGGAGGCGUUGCCGGUGGCUUUGGGACACCCGGGGGAGUUGCUGCCCCUGUGACAAGCGGUGCAUGCAACAGACAGACUCUGAUCCACGCCACACGCCCAGGCAGCGAGUACCACUUCUCAUGGUGUUUCGACGGCAACCAGAAAUACGAAUGGCAGCAGGCUAUCAGCUAUUGCACUGCUCUUGGACCUGGAUGGCAAGGCAUCAGCAUUGAAGACCUCAGUGAAAACGAGUUCGCGAAACAAACCAUCUUGGCACAUAAUCUCGAGUACAUCUGGACCAGCGGCCAGAAAGCCGGAUUGAACUGGAUCUGGGCUUCUGGAAGACCCUUCGUUGGGCUCGAUUGGUCCCACACUGGACUCACUGGCGCUCCUCAACCAGACAACCAAGAAGAUAACGCCGAGAAUUGCCUGGGUAUCCUCAACAACUUUUACAAUGAUGGAGUCAAAUGGCACGACAUCGCCUGCCACCACCUGAAGCCCAUCAUCUGUGAGAAGGUUGGCGGCGCAUUUGGAUAAGAAACAAAGGAGGAAUGAAACAAGCAAGGGAGCCGUUUCAAAGGGAUAUCCCUACUACUACUACUACUACUACCAACAAAAAAAUGAAUAGAUAAAUCAGUAUUACCUUCAUCUGAUCAUUCUCUGUAACUCAUUUGAGAUUAGCUUUCAGUAAAUCAUACGAAUAUCAUAGUAUAUAUUUUCAAGUGGUCAACAAAUGUUUGUUUGUAUUUAUUUAAAUUUAAGCUCUGUGAUACGCAUGCGCAGACAAUUCGAGUCUUCCAAUUUUUUUUAAUUAUGAGGAGAAAUGUGGUGUUGUGAAGUAUUCAAGUAAACCCCGUAAAAGAUAUUUAUUACACAUUGAUUAACCGUCAUUCUUCGUUAUUAUGAUAAACAUGAAUUCUGUACAACUUAUCUGCAAUUUUUUUUAAGUGGACAAUAUCCACUUUAUUAUGUGCAACAUAAGUUGAAAUAUUUUUAAUAAAUAAAAAACCGCAAAAAGUUGAAGAAAAUAUUCAGAAAAGUAUAUUUUAUGACCUUUAAAAAGCAAAGCAAUGUUACGAUGACCAAUGGUUGCAUCUGGCUGCAGCAUCACAGGCUUAGAUUCGUGGUUAUUAUGAUGUAGUGCCGUGAUGAUGUUAAAAUUCAAUGUAUUUACAAUGAAAAUCAUAGUAUAUCAUUGUUUAUGAUUUUUUAUUAUAAAAUUAAAAGCAUU
Molecule: messenger RNA, 1601 nt
Organism: Macrobrachium nipponense
Lineage: Eukaryota; Metazoa; Arthropoda; Malacostraca; Decapoda; Palaemonidae
Product: pulmonary surfactant-associated protein D-like
Exons: 5
Coding region: 143-907 (254 amino acids)
Source: RefSeq, a predicted model, not a curated record